Messenger RNA from Cuscuta campestris, 1618 nucleotides. Lineage: Eukaryota; Viridiplantae; Streptophyta; Magnoliopsida; Solanales; Convolvulaceae. The record is from the annotation of a GenBank genome assembly.
AUAACCCAACAUUGGUGCUUUCAUUGAGAGUGUUGGACAGAUCAAGCGUGCUCCAAAGAAAAUGGUGGCGUCAAGAAGAGUGACUAGGUCGUCUACCGCCAACGUCGGUGGUGGUCUCAAGAUGACCGUCACGGCGCCGAUCGGCGCGGGCCACGACGAACUGGACAUCAGCCUCAAUGACGUCGCCAGCCAGAAUACCACUGAUCUGCGUCACCGCAUUCCGAGGCGGCGGACGACGAACGCUGGGGGUUCUCAGGCGCCAACCCAGCAGGUGCCCACCCAGGGCGCCGGCGUUCUAACUCAGCCUUCUCCCAACGGGCUUGUGCGUGGGGGAGGCAUGGUGUUGCCCGGUGAUUUUAACUCACCAUUUUUCCAGUUCGGGGAGACCUCUGGUGCGAGGACCCCAGGUCCAGACCCUAGCAGUUUCUGGGCCAUGAUGAGGGCAAUGAUGCCCAAUCAGCCCAUGACUGGUUUCUGCAUGCCGGUCACGAUGCCGCAGCCAACGUUCCAGCCUGACGGACGUCGUGAGGUCCAGCAAAACUUGAUGGAAGGUGCGGAACUUUUCGCCCAACACCUGAAGAAUCUAAUGGCGGGCUUCUGCCUGAAUCCUUCGCCCGAGGGACCUGAGAACAAGGAGCUUAGCCGAUCCCAACAGCGGGACAAGGGCAAGGGCCCGGAGCGCAGGGCCAACAAGAAGCAAGCUAGCCAUCGGGACAAAGAGACGGCGAGCCAGCGCCGUGAAACCCCGAAGGAAGGACAAGGUGAGAGUGAGUCGCACGCAUCUGUGUUCAGCCGGAUGCGAGUGCCGGUCACAGAACGGCUGUAUGGCCGACGGAAUACCUUCCUGCAGAACGAGGCAGGGAAGAUCAGGAUGCCUUGCGAGGAACAGUGUGACCGAUACAGAGAGGUCCAUCUAGAAAGGCCAAAUUCCCGGGUCGAGCAACCCGUCCAACAUCCGGUUCUGAGAGCGCCGCAAAGGACGCCCGUCGCGAUGGACGUCGGCAUGGGCAGAUCUGGGGACGAACGCAUCGAUCUUCUCUUGCAAAGGCUGGACGCCUUAGAAAAAAGGAGCGGGACGGGGCAAACGGCCGAACCCAUGUUCAGACUCCGUUCUCCUUUUUCGGAAAGGAUCUUAAGGGCACCACUGCCGAGCAGCUUCCAGAUGCCCCCAAUACCAAGGUAUGACAAAACUACCGACCCACAGGAGCAUUUCAACCGGUACCAAACCCUCAUGAACGUGGUGACGUUCUCCGAGGAAGUUCUUUGCAGAUCGUUUCCCGCCACUCUCGACGGGUUGGCAUCUGAAUGGUUCAAUGAAUUGCCUGAAGGGAAGAUCGAGUCGUGGGAAGACUUGGCGCGAAAAUUUCUGGUGCACUUCGCCGGCAACAGGAAGAAGAAGCUGCAUUUUUCACACCUCUUGCCGGCGUCUGGCCUUGGAGAAGCCGAGGGAGUAUUCCAUCGCGCUGGCCAUGGCAGAGGAUGAUGCCGAGGCAGAGGAGUUGGAGGCAAAUAAGAAGAAGGAAGAAGCAGGGAAGCUGGGUUCAAUCGCGAUGGCAGUGAGGCCUACACCGAGGAAGGUCACUAUUGAUGAGCGACCACAUUUGCCAGUCGGAAACCG